Dothidotthia symphoricarpi CBS 119687 is the source of this 2040-nucleotide messenger RNA. RefSeq names its product protoplast regeneration and killer toxin resistance protein. Lineage: Eukaryota; Fungi; Ascomycota; Dothideomycetes; Pleosporales; Dothidotthiaceae. The transcript has 2 exons. Gene Ontology annotation, molecular function: protein binding. The coding region runs from base 1 to 2040 and encodes 679 amino acids. The record is from RefSeq and is a predicted model, not a curated record.
AUGGCCUCGACAGCUUCAGCAGUUCCCCAUCACGACUCAGCGGCACCCAAUGCGAGUUCCUCCGUCAACCCCGGCGACGAGAGUACCCUUGCACAGCGAGCGUCGAUCCCUUCAUUUAGCAUUGAUGAGCACGAUGGCACGGCAGCAGGAGGACGCGACUCGAGGCAGUCGGGGUCAUCCCUCGCGCCGAGCUCCAUGGGUCAUUCGAGGACGCCAUCAAGAGAAACGCCGGACAUAGGAACAAACCGAGAUUCCGGAAGCUCGAUGGCGGUGACAAGAGAUGCGCCCGUGCGGCAACUGCAUAUCAACGACGGUUCCUAUGGCAGUAGAUAUUCACACGCUGCUGAAAUGGACGCAGCAAACUCACACGACGAGGUCGACCAUGGCUACAGCCAUCAAAAGCAGCAGCCCCAGUCACCCUACUAUUCAGAACAACCUACACCACCACCUGCCGCGCACGCAGCCCACGAUAGUGUUCGGCCGCCGAGUUCAGGAUACUUUCCAAGGGAUAUCGAUGGGCUGGAUUAUGGAUCUGGAACACCACUACAGGUACCCCGCACCACACUUUCCAGGCCCGCUUCCGCCUAUACUCUGGGUUCAGAACUGCACGCGCAGGGUCGUACCCAUACCCCUCACCUCUCUGUUGGUGGUACCCCAUCACCCAAUGGAUCUCCGAACCCUUAUGCGCGCCACGCCUCUGGGUCCCGUCGUUCGCCAGACCUUCGACCAGUAUCUUAUGUGGACUUGUUAAAUUUGCCAUAUAACCAGCAAGUUGCCCCGACUUCAAACUUAGGAAACGCGCAAUUACGACCUUCUGUUGGACAAAACGCCUCGCUCCUUGAUACGAAGAAGACGCUCGAUAUGUAUAGGGGAAACUUGAAGAAGACGCAAGACAGCGCUGUGCAAUAUGAGUUUGCCUUGCUCAUGGUACAAGUUGCACGCGAAGUCACAGAAUCGGGUCCCUCGACCGACGACCAGGGGAUGGCGCCGGCGGGCUUGUUGCGAGAAGCACGGCAGAUUCUCCAGCGGUUAGCCGACCGCAGCUAUCCUUUUGCACAGUAUUACCUCGCAGAUGGUUACGCAUCAGGGCUAUUUAACAAGGACAAGCCAGACUACGACCGUGCAUUUCCACUCUUCGUUGCUGCGAGCAAACACGGCCACGCAGAGUCAGGCUAUCGCACAGCGCUCUGCUACGAGUUUGGCUGGGGUUGCCGGAAAGACUAUGCCAAAGCUGUUCAAUUCUUCCGUGCUGCGGCUUCCAAAAAUCAUCCAGGAGCUGCGACCCGGUUGGGAAAGGCCUGUUUAACGGGUGACAUGGGCCUCCAGGGGAAAUACAAAGAGGGUGUUAAAUGGCUCAAACGCGCCUCAGAAUCUGCUGACCAACAAUAUAACGCCGCGCCCUAUGAGCUGGCUCUGUUACAUGAGACUGGCUAUGGCGACGACAUCUUCAAAGACGAAAUCUACGCGGUGCAGCUUUUUACCCAGGCUGCGGAACUGGGCAACCCGCUAGCCGCAAUGAAACUGGGAGAGGCUUAUGAGCAUGGUCUGCUUAGAUGUCCCAAAGACGCUGCUCUCUCUGUUCACUACUACAACUGCGCCGCCCAGGCCGACGUUCCUGAGGCCAUGAUGAACCUUUGUGCGUGGUACAUGGUUGGAGCUGAACCUGUUCUGGAAAAAGAUGAGAAUGAAGCUUACGAAUGGGCUAAGCAAGCUGCAGAGCAUGGCCUUGCGAAAGCUGAGUACGCUUGCGGAUAUUUUACGGAGAUGGGUAUAGGCUGUCGGCGCGAUGCUCUCGGAGCGAAUGCCUGGUACGUCAAAGCCGCUGCUUCUGGAGAGGAACGUGCGAAACAACGCCUUGCGAUUAUUCAUGCCGCCUCGUCGGGUCAGACUCCUAGGCCGGCAAGCAACACCAAGAGUAACGACAAGAGUAACGACAAGAGUAACGACAAGAGCAAUGACAAGAGCAAUGACAAAAGCAACGACAAGGGUAAACUCAAAAAAGGCACAGAAAAGAAGGACGAGAACUGCAUAGUCAUGUAG